This is a messenger RNA of Lactuca virosa, 2478 nucleotides long. NCBI's taxonomy places the organism in Eukaryota, Viridiplantae, Streptophyta, Magnoliopsida, Asterales, Asteraceae. The record is from the annotation of a GenBank genome assembly.
CAUCCAAUUAUUAGAAAGGAAAUCACCACUCUAUUCCAAUCCUCCUCACAAUAUUCCCCUUUACAACUGUCUUCUUCUAUUUCUCUCUCACACACUCACACCAUGAACACGCACCUACACCAACAACUACUCAUUCAAAUACUUACAUAAUCCUUCUUCCUCCGAGAAUCUCGCCUUAAUUUUAUCCACAUUAUUUUAAUCUUUGACAUUAUUAUUAAAGACCCAAUCCUUCAAUCUACUCCUUUGCAUAGUGGUCUGCCAUACAUAGCAAAAAUUCGCUACCACUACCAGCCAUGGCCGGCGUUGAUUCCACCGCCAUCCUUGCCUCUAUCCAAUCCCUCCUCCGCCUCGUCAGGGACGUUGCGCGUUGCUCCGGCACCGGAUUCAAUGGAGACUUUAAGAAAGAUUGUACUGAUUUGUGUAGAAGGGUGGCCUUGUUGUCGCAUUUGUUGGAGGAAAUUAGGGACUUUAAAGGGGAUUUGAGGUUGUUGGAUGAAUCGGCUUCUUCGUCGUCUUCUUCAUCUUGCUUGUCUGACCUAACGGUUACUCUUCAAGCUGCGAAAAAGCUACUCGUAAUUGCAGGCAAUUUCGAUCAAAAGAUCUCUCCGGAAGGAUCAGCCAAGAAAAUCGCAUUUCAAUUCCAAUGCGUUACAUGGAAAUUGGAAAAAGCAUUAGCAAACUUACCAUAUGAUGAUUUUGAAAUCUCGGAGGAAGUUCAAGAACAAGUUGAUUUAGUGAGAGGUCAACUUCGAAGAGCAAGGGAAAGAUAUGGUAAACCCCUAAAUUCUUCCAUUCUUUCACAAGCCUUACUUCAGGUCCCAGAUAAAGAACAAGUAGAAAAUACGGGUAACAUUAAUCAUCAAGAACCAGAAACAAAGGUGGAAAGUGCUUCAAAAGAAAAUCUUUCAAAAGGGUAUAAUCAAAACGAAAUGAUUUAUCAAUCCAAUGAUUCCAAGAUUUCAUCAGCAUCAUCUCCAUUGGAGACUUGCAAGAACAUUGAUGAAAACAAGAAGUUGGAUGCCCCUGCAAUUCCUGAUGAUUUCCUUUGCCCUAUUUCUCUAGAACUCAUGAGGGAUCCUGUUAUUGUCUCCACUGGACAGACAUAUGAAAGAUCAUACAUACAAAGAUGGAUCGAUUGUGGCAACACAACAUGUCCAAAAACUCAACAAAAGCUUCAAAACACAACUCUAACACCCAACUACGUGUUAAGAAGUUUAAUCACACAGUGGUGUAUCAAUCACAACAUUGAACAACCAACAUUACUAACAAACAGGAAACUAAAAAGGACAGAUGGGUCAUUUCGCGAUGUAACCGAAGACAUAGAAGCCAUUGAAGUUAUAGUCCGGAAUCUCUCAAGCCAUUCCAUUGAAGAAAGAAGGGCAGCAUUGUCCGAAAUCCGAUCUUUAUCAAAAAGAAGCACAGACAACCGAAUCCUCUUAGCAGAAGCAGGGGCAAUUCCGAUUCUCGUAAGUUUGUUAAAUUCCGAAGAUACCCUUAUCCAAGAAAACGCAGUCACUUCAAUUUUGAACCUUUCUAUAUACGAAAACAACAAAGCACUUAUAAUGUUGGCAAAUGUUGUACCCUCCAUUGUCCAACUUCUUAGAGUUGGAACAAUGGAAACAAGAGAAAAUUCCGCCGCUACCCUUUUCAGUUUAUCACUUGCUAAUGAAAAUAAAAUCAUAAUCGGAGCAUCAGGGGCAAUUCCGGCAUUAGUUAAUCUUCUUGAAAACGGAAGCAAUAGAGGGAAGAAAGAUGCUGCAACUGCUUUGUUUAAUCUUUGCAUUUACCAAGGGAAUAAAGGGAGAGCAGUGAGGGCCGGAAUCAUAACCGUAUUGCUAAAAAUGUUACGUGAUUCCGAUUCCGAUUCCGAUUCCGGUUCCGGUUCCGGUGGUUGUAUGGUGGAUGAGGCGUUGACAAUACUUUCGGUUCUUGCUAGCCAUCAAGAAGCAAAGGUUGGAAUCGUGAAAGCCGGGACGAUUCCAUUGUUGAUUGAUCUUAUGAGAACUGGAGUUUCAAGAAACAAAGAAAAUGCCACUUCGAUCUUGCUUUCUUUAUGCAAAAGAGAUAGUGAGAAUCUUGAGUGUAUAAGUAGACUCGGGGCUGUGAUUCCGUUGAUGGAAUUGGUGAAGAAUGGGUCGGAAAGGGCGAAAAGGAAGGCGGAAUCGUUGUUGGGCCAUCUUCAACGGAAUCAACAAGGGAUGUGAUUCCGAUUCCGUUGAUGGAAUAACUUGCUAAUUUGUUUAUUCAUCUGAUUCUUGAUCGACAUACUUACGUUUAUUUUGAGAUUUUAUAUACGGGGAAGUAAUAUGUUUCUCGGCGUUUUAUUGUAUUUUUUAUUUUUAUUUUUUGUGUUUGGAAAAUUCAUUUGAUAUUGUUGUUGUUUGUUUGAUGAUAUCAUAUGUUGGAUUGGGAAUAACUUGUGUGAAAGUGGAUUCAUGACAACUUUUAUGAUUUAUGGAAUUCGAUUGGCAAUUGUAC